Loxodonta africana (African savanna elephant) is the source of this 1166-nucleotide messenger RNA. RefSeq names its product olfactory receptor 10Q1-like. The record is from RefSeq and is a predicted model, not a curated record. Gene Ontology annotation, cellular component: membrane. Lineage: Eukaryota; Metazoa; Chordata; Mammalia; Proboscidea; Elephantidae. The coding region runs from base 207 to 1166 and encodes 319 amino acids. Gene Ontology annotation, biological process: G protein-coupled receptor signaling pathway. Gene Ontology annotation, molecular function: G protein-coupled receptor activity; olfactory receptor activity. The transcript has a single exon.
UUUUGUUUUGUUUUGUUUUGUUUACAGGGACAUACACAUGAAGAUCUCUUAGGAAAAUUUUUCCGUAUCCUCUAUUAUGAUUCAAAUCUUGAUGGCGACUAUGCAAUUCCCACAUCAGAAACAAAACCUGCAAUCCUUUAUUUUACUCAGGCAAUUGAGCAACUCAGCAAAUAAGGUUUAACGCUUUCUCUUCUUUUGCAGGAGAAAUGCUUGCCCGGAACCCUGUCCUCAACCAGUCCGGCCCCACUGAGUUCGUAUUCCGUGUGCCCUCCACAGUCCCAGAAAUUCAAGCCCUUCUCUUCCUUCUUUUCCUCGUCCUCUACUUGAUGAUCCUUUGCGGCAACACAGCCAUCAUCUGGGUAGUGUGUACCGAUAGCUCCCUCCGCACCCCAAUGUAUUUCUUUCUGUCCAACUUGUCCUUUGUAGAGAUCUGCUACACCACGGUGGUGGUGCCCUUAAUGCUCUCCAACAUCUUUGGGGCCCAGAAGCCCAUUCCCUUGGUUGGCUGCGGGGCCCAAAUGUUCUUUUUUCUUACUUUUGGUGGUGCCGACUGUUUUCUCUUGGCAAUCAUGGCUUAUGAUCGAUACGUGGCCAUCUGCCACCCACUGCACUACGCCCUCAUCAUGACCCAGAAGCUGUGCUUCCAGGUGGUGUUUGGUGCUAUGGCCCUGGCCCUCUUGCUCUCCUUGCAGCUCACAGCCUUAAUUUUCACUCUGCCCUUCUGUGGGCACCACCGGGAAAUCAACCACUUCCUGUGUGAUGUUCCUCCCGUCCUGCGCCUGGCCUGUGCUGAUAUUCACGUGCACCAGGCUGUCCUCUACGUGGUCAGCAUACUUGUACUGACCGUCCCCUUCACCGUUAUCUCCGUGUCCUAUGUGUUCAUCACAGUGGCCAUCCUACGCAUCCGUUCUGCCGAGGGCCGCCGCCGGGCCUUCUCCACCUGCUCCUCCCACCUCACAGUGGUCUUGCUGCAGUACGGCUGUUGUGCCCUGGUCUAUCUACGUCCCCAGUCCAGCUCCACCGUGGAUGAGGAUCGCCAAUUUGCCCUUGUGUACACUUUUAUCACUCCCUUACUGAAUCCCCUGAUCUACACCCUUAGGAACAAAGAUGUCAAAGGUGCCCUGAAAAAGGCCAUCAGUAGCAAAGGAGCAGCUGAAACUCUCUGA